Calliphora vicina (urban bluebottle blowfly) is the source of this 5181-nucleotide messenger RNA. RefSeq names its product UDP-glucose-glycoprotein glucosyltransferase (gene Uggt). Gene Ontology annotation, cellular component: endoplasmic reticulum. Lineage: Eukaryota; Metazoa; Arthropoda; Insecta; Diptera; Calliphoridae. The transcript is spliced from 3 exons. The record is from RefSeq and is a predicted model, not a curated record. The coding region runs from base 162 to 4832 and encodes 1556 amino acids. Gene Ontology annotation, molecular function: UDP-glucose:glycoprotein glucosyltransferase activity.
AUAUUAAUAACAACUCUGUAAAUGUGCAAAAAAAUUAUUGGUUUUCAUUAUUCACCGGAUUGUUGUGCCACAUCAGUUUUUUACAUUUUAUAGAAAAUUUAAUAAUUAAUAGAUAAAUAAAUUAUGUUCUAAGACGAGAUUUGUUUGUCGAAUCAAAAACAAUGAAGAUGCUACACAACAAACCAAAAAGCCAGUUUGUGAGGGCUACUUUAUGUUCGAUCUUUACACUUUUUGUGAUAUGUGGACUGGGAGAAUGCCAAGAGACAACAUCAAGUAAGAGUUUUCCUAUCACAACAUUAAUUAAUGCCAAAUGGGAACAGACACCGCUACAUUUGGAGAUAGCUGAGUAUCUGGCAGAUGAGAAUGCAAAUUUAUAUUGGGAUUUUUUAAAGGAUAUAACUGAUUUGGAGACAACGUUAAGUAGUUAUGAAACGGCCUCACAAAGUUAUAAUGCCGCUAUAAAUGUUGUAAGUAAACGCCUAACAGAGUUACAAAUGCCUCUGAUGAAGUUAAUGGUUUCCAUGCACAGUCUAACGCCUCGCAUACAGACACAUUUCCAAAUCGCAUCUGAGGUAUUGGCUCAAGGUUCUUGUGCAGAUUCCAACACUUUUGCUCAAGUUGGUAACGAAUUGGCCUGUAGUCUAGAUGAGCUAAGGAAAAAACUAAAAUUAGCCAAACAAGAGUCUUUAGAUGCUGCUGUGGAAACUUAUGCCUUUGAUCAUAUUUAUCCAGGCUCGGAGAAUAAUACUCGCACCGUAGUUUUAUAUGGUGACAUAGGGUCGAAAACAUUUGCCCAAUAUCAUUAUUUAUUAACGGAAAGGGCCUUGUCGGGUAAUAUAAAGUAUAUUACACGUCAUUAUUUGCCUGGCAAAGUACAAAAAUUACAAAAGCGUGUGCGGUUAUCGGGUUAUGGUGUUGAAUUACAUUUAAAAUCCACUGAAUACAAGUCACAAGAUGAUGCCCCCAAACCGAUGGAGGAAUCAGGCAAUGACAGCUCUGAAGAUGCUCUGGAAAUGGAAGUACAUGGUUUCGAUUUUAAGGUGCUUAAAGACAGAUUCCCUACCUUGUCACAUUCUUUAGACAAACUAAGGCAAAGUUUGCAGCAAGGCAAUGAAGAAAUAGCCCAAUUGAAAGCCUGGGAAUUCCAAGAUUUGGGCUUACAGGCGGCCCAAGCUAUAGCGGAAAUUGAUGGCGAAGAGGCUUUGAAAAUUCUACAAUUUACUGCACAUAAUUUCCCUAUGCAGGCCAAGGCUUUAUUAAGCCAUAAAGUCAGCGAAGAGCUUAGAAAUGAAAUAAAACACAAUACCGAAGCAUUUGGUAGAAGUCUUAAUAUAAUACCACCCGAUGGCGCCUUAUUUGUCAAUGGCCUGUUUUUUGAUGCCGAUACCAUGGAUUUAAAUUCUUUGGUAGAAACUUUAAGAACCGAGGUACGAGUUCUAGAAAGCCUGCACAACAGCCAGGUGAAAGGUUCUUUGGCCUCUUCUUUAUUAGCUUUGGAUUUCGCAGGUUCGGGUUCCAAAGAAUUUGCCAUUGAUAUCAGAGACUCAGCCAUAUUAUGGAUUAACGAUAUUGAAACUGAUCCGCAGUACAGAAGAUGGCCUUCAAGUGUUAUGGAUUUGUUAAGACCCACCUUCCCUGGAAUGUUGAGAAAUAUACGCAAAAAUGUCUUCAAUUUGGUGUUGAUUGUUGAUCCUUUAAAACCCUCGAGUCGCAGUCUUAUUAAGCUAGCCGAAAGUUUUGUGGUACACUCGGCUCCUGUCAGAUUGGGUUUGGUAUUCGAUGCUAGUAAGUCCUCUGAUGAUACCCAGGAGGACUACAGAUCAUUGGUGUGUGCCUUUAACUAUUUAACACAGAAAAAAGAUGCCCGUUCCGCUUUAGGUUUUCUAACCGACGUUUUUACGGCUGUUGAGGACAAACAAGAAAUAAGACGGAAACAUAUUAAAACGCAACUAAAGAAAACUUUCGACAAACUUUCCAGCUCGAUGGUAGAUGACAUUUUAGACGAAGAUUCGGACUUUGAUUAUGGGCGACAGCUGGCUAUGGAAUUUGUAGAACGUUUAGGUUUUACCGACUCACCUCAAGCUCUGCUCAACGGAGUACCCAUGCCUCAGAAUAUCUUAGCCUCUGACAGCGACUUUGAAGAAGCCAUUUUCUCGGAAAUCAUACAACAAACUACUACCCUGCAAAAGGCCGUGUAUAAGGGAGAUCUAACUGAUUCCGACACCCUUUUGGACUAUUUAAUGAACCAGCCUCAUGUUAUGCCUCGCCUAAAUCAACGUAUCUUGGGCAAUAAUGAAAAUGCCAAAUUUCUAGAUUUAUCUGGGGAGCCCCAUAAAGAUCUCAAUAAUGUUAAGGCUUUGGCACAACUCUCAAAUCGCGAUAUGACUGCUACUUUGCUUAAUAACAUCAAAUAUUUUGAGGGCAAGCAUUCGUACGAAACUAUUGGUGAGGCCAAACUACAUUUUCUAACCAUUUGGAUGUUGGCCAAUGUGGAAACUGUCGAGGGCAAAGAACUUCUAACCAACGCCUUGAAAUAUGUUAAAGCCGGUUCCAGCGUGCGCAUAGCCUUCAUACCAAAUGUUGAGGGCAGUGAUUUGUCGAGAAAGAAUAAUCUAAAUCGUUUAGUUUGGGCUGCACAACAGGUACUCAAACCUCAACAGGCUACCGAUGUUGUAUUGAAAUGGUUAAAGCAAUCAGCCGAUAAAUGGGAAAUACCCGCACAAGUAAAUGAUUUCUUAGCAUCCACUGAAUUACACAUGAAAAUCUUGAGGGUCUAUGCCCAAAGAGUGUUAAGUCUUAAAGCCAAUGAACGUUUAGUUAUUGGUAAUGGCAAAAUUAUUGGACCCAUUGCCGAUAAGGAACUAUUCGGCAUAGAGGACUUUGGUUUAAUUGAUAGAUUUAAUACCAUACAAUAUGGCGACAAGUUGCGUAAGAUUUUAAAAGUAAAAUCUACAGACAUUGAAGAAUCCGAAUUUGAUAGUGAUACCUUGUUAAAGCUGUACGCCUGUCUGAUACCUAGACAGUCUAAGACUAGAUUUAAGAUACCCGAAGAUAUUAAGGAAGCUCAUUCUGUGGUAAAGCUAAAACCCAAACAUAACGAUUUGCCACACUUUGAAAUCAAUGCCGUAGUAGAUCCGGCCUCUAGAAGUGCUCAAAAAUUGGCACCCAUUCUGAUACUGCUACGCAAUACCGUCAACUGUAAUAUGAAAGUGUAUCUGACUCCUGUCAAUCAGCACAGUGAUAUGCCGGUAAAGAAUUUCUAUCGUUAUGUGGUGGAAUCCGAAAUACAAUUUUUGCCUAAUGGUGAGUUAGCUGAAGGUCCCAUAGCCAAGUUUACCGGGGUACCCGCCAAUCCCUUGUUGACACAAAAUGUUCAAGUACCCGAAAACUGGUUAGUGGAAGCAGUGCGCUCGGUUUACGAUCUGGAUAACAUAAAAUUGAGCGAAAUUGGGGGACCAGUGCACAGUGAAUUUGAAUUGGAAUAUCUGCUGUUGGAGGGUCAUUGUUUUGAUGCAUCCACUGGAGCUCCUCCUCGAGGACUGCAAGUUACCUUAGGUACUCAAGACAACCCCACUAUGGUCGACACUAUUGUUAUGGCCAACUUGGGCUACUUCCAACUGAAAGCAAAUCCUGGAGUAUGGACUUUACGUUUAAGAGAAGGUAAAUCCGCUGAUAUCUAUGAUAUAACUUUUGCGGAAGGACCCAAUACUUUACAUCAAGAGGGUAAUACCCAGGUGGUUAUAAGUUCCUUGAGAUCACACGUUAUAAAACUAAGGGUAACUAAAAAACCGGGCAUGCAGAAUGCGGAUCUUUUGGGUGACGAUGACAAUCAACAACAAACUGGUAUAUGGAAUUCUAUAGCUAGCUCGUUUGGUGGUGGUACCACCCACGAAGGAGAAACGGAAACUAUUAACAUAUUUUCGUUAGCCUCAGGACAUCUGUACGAAAGACUGUUACGCCUCAUGAUGGUGUCCGUAAUGAAAAAUACCAAAUCACCCGUAAAGUUUUGGUUUUUGAAAAACUAUCUCUCGCCACAAUUUACUGAUUUUUUGCCACAUAUGGCUAAAGAAUAUGGUUUUCAAUACGAGUUGGUCCAAUACAAAUGGCCUCGUUGGUUACAUCAACAAACUGAAAAACAGCGCACCAUUUGGGGCUACAAAAUUCUCUUCCUAGAUGUUUUAUUCCCGCUAAAUGUACGUAAAAUCAUUUUCGUGGAUGCUGAUGCCAUAGUAAGGGCUGAUUUGAAGGAACUAUAUGACAUGGAUUUGGGUGGUGCUCCCUACGCCUACACACCCUUCUGUGAUUCACGCAAAGAGAUGGAAGGUUUUCGCUUUUGGAAACAGGGCUAUUGGAAAUCUCAUCUCAUGGGUAGACGUUAUCACAUUUCCGCCCUAUAUGUGGUAGAUCUAAAACGUUUCCGCAAAAUAGCCGCCGGCGAUCGACUGAGAGGACAAUAUCAAGCCCUUAGUCAGGAUCCAAAUAGUUUAUCGAAUUUAGAUCAAGAUUUACCCAAUAAUAUGAUACAUCAAGUGGCCAUUAAAUCUUUACCCGAUGAGUGGUUAUGGUGUCAGACGUGGUGCAGUGAUAACGCUUUUAAAACCGCCAAAGUAAUUGAUUUGUGUAACAAUCCCCAGACCAAAGAGGCCAAACUUACAGCCGCUCAGCGUAUUGUGCCGGAAUGGAAGGAUUAUGAUUCCGAAGUCAAAACACUAAUGUCACGUAUAGAGGAUCAUGAAAAUGCCGAUCAUAACGAACAAAUUUUAGCUGAUAAUGGCAGUGGUGAAAAUACAUUAUCAGCUGAUGAUAACUCAGUUAAACACAGUGAACUGUGAUUUUCCCCCUCCAACUUGACUUAAACAUACUACAUACUACCUAUUUUUUGUGGCAUCCACUAUUUAAUUAAUUUAUUGUUUUAUUAACUUCCCUAUUUUUAAAUUUUCUGCAUUUUUUCUUUGUUCUACAAAAUAGUUAAAACAUUUUAAUAAAAUUGGAUGUUAUGGUGUAUUGUAAGUCCUUAAUAUUAAACAACAAACAAAUUUUAAGGACUAAAAUUAACAUUCCUUAAAUUAAACUUAAAAAAAGUACUUUAUUUGUCCAUGCUAUUUGGCGUUAAUUGGAAUAUUUUAAUUAAAUUAAUGAAUAAUAGUAAUAAUUAAUAAAUUGCCAUUACAUUAAUAGAAA